AUGACGUUGAAGCGGAAGUUGGAAGAUUGCCAGGACUUCCGAGGCGUUCCGAGCGCGGAGAGUUUCUACACGUACAUUGACGGCGCCCUUCAGCGUAUUACUGACCGCCUCACCGAGCUCUUCGAGGACAUCAGACAUACCGACUCCAAUAAAGACAACGCCAGCUUCCAGACCAUCAGGGAAGAUGCUACACAAGGCUAUGAGGAAGGUAAUACAGAUCUCAAAUUCAAGGCAACGGAAAGCUCGUUCGUAGCCAUCAUCAUGCAGCAUGCAUAUGAUGAGGCACAGAAAGUCUCGUCUACCGCGUACCAGGUCCAAGGAGCUGCCAAGAAGAUUAAUAUUCCGAAGGCUCAGGGUCCGAACGCUCAACGCCUGGAUAUACUUCGCAAACACGUCCAGGGCACGAGCAACGCCAACGGACUCUUUCCCGAGCUUGCCAAGGAAUGCAAAAAGGCUCUCAGAGACCUCCUUAACGGCCGCAUUGACCGUGACGGUAAUGUGAUCCAAGGGUGGAAGGCGAAGAUUGAGCGUGUGGCCCUAGAGGGUAUUAUACGGAUAUCACAAAGUUCUUCGAAGCACACUUUGUCGGAGACGGUUGCUGAGAUGGAGAUGAAGCACAACCCUGAGAUGACAAACGAGCUGAUCGAAGCCGCACAGCAGGCGCUGACGGCGCUCGCGGGACCGGUGUUGAGGGACUUCACGGAAUGCGAGUCUUAUGAGAAGGGGGAUGCUGCAUAA
Molecule: messenger RNA, 738 nt
Organism: Baudoinia panamericana UAMH 10762
Lineage: Eukaryota; Fungi; Ascomycota; Dothideomycetes; Mycosphaerellales; Teratosphaeriaceae
Exons: 2
Coding region: 1-738 (245 amino acids)
Source: RefSeq, a predicted model, not a curated record